AUGUCCACCGAUUCUAUUGUCAAGGCUUCUAACUGGAGAUUGGUUGAAGUUGGCCGUGUUGUCUUAGUCCAAAAGGGCCAAUCCGCUGGAAAGUUGGCUGCAAUUUCCGAAAUCAUCGACCAAAAGAAGGUUUUGAUUGAUGGUCCAGAAACCGGUGUCCCACGUCAAGCUAUUAACUUGGGUCAAGUUGUUUUGACUCCAUUGUCUUUCAGUCUACCAAGAGGUGCUAGAACUUCUACCAUUUCCAAGAAAUGGACUGCUUCUGGUGUCACCGAAAAAUGGAAUGCCACUUCAUGGGCUAAGAAGAUCGCACAACGUGAAAGACGUUCUACUUUGUCUGACUUUGAAAGAUUCCAAGUUAUGGUUCUAAGAAAGCAAAAGAGAUACGCUGUUAAGAAAGCUGUUGCUAAGGCUUAA
Zygotorulaspora mrakii is the source of this 417-nucleotide messenger RNA. RefSeq names its product 60S ribosomal protein eL14 (gene RPL14A). Gene Ontology annotation, biological process: ribosomal large subunit biogenesis; translation. Lineage: Eukaryota; Fungi; Ascomycota; Saccharomycetes; Saccharomycetales; Saccharomycetaceae. The transcript is spliced from 2 exons. Gene Ontology annotation, cellular component: cytosolic large ribosomal subunit; ribosome. The coding region runs from base 1 to 417 and encodes 138 amino acids. The record is from RefSeq and is a predicted model, not a curated record. Gene Ontology annotation, molecular function: structural constituent of ribosome; RNA binding.